AUGUUGCUUUCACCAGCAAUGCUGCCACAUUUAAAUACAGCGUUUAGAAAUGGUAGUUCGGGAACGCUUGAUACUGAAUCCGUACAAUCAUCCACUACUUCUGGUAAUGUUCAAAAGCGGAAUCAAUAUGGUUUAGUAAAUGAUUUAUCAGGCAGUGCCUUAUCAGCGGUAACUGGUCCCAGCGAUAUCAGAAAUGCAGCGGAAGUUGAUAAUAAUGGUAAGAUGGACCAGACUGAUCUUAUCGAAGCCAUUACGUUUGCAUCACUUUACGGUUUCCAGGCAGUGCCAAUACGUAUUAAAAUUUUAUUACACCGUGCAUUAUCUACACUAACAAGAAAACGAGCCGAGGCAAUUAUUCGACGUACUGGUUGGAAAAUAGAUGAUUUUGAGAGAGGAUUUAUCCAAGAGGUAAGCACAUUUGGAUGCAAUUUUUAA
Molecule: messenger RNA, 435 nt
Organism: Brugia malayi
Lineage: Eukaryota; Metazoa; Nematoda; Chromadorea; Rhabditida; Onchocercidae
Exons: 3
Coding region: 1-435 (144 amino acids)
Source: RefSeq, a predicted model, not a curated record